Neopelma chrysocephalum (saffron-crested tyrant-manakin) is the source of this 2350-nucleotide messenger RNA. It is a transcript of the gene TRAFD1, whose product is annotated as TRAF-type zinc finger domain containing 1. The record is from RefSeq and is a predicted model, not a curated record. The coding region runs from base 485 to 1903 and encodes 472 amino acids. The transcript is spliced from 11 exons. Lineage: Eukaryota; Metazoa; Chordata; Aves; Passeriformes; Pipridae.
CCGGGCCGGGGUCGGUGAGGGCUGGGCCGGGCCGGAGCCGCGUUGAACAGGGGUAGAACUCCGUGGAAUGCUGGAAACACUGGCGAUCCAGCGGAAUAACUACUGCCUUUAUAGACAAACGUUUAUGCGUCGUUUUUACCUUCUCAGCUAUUAACGCCUUGUAAUUUUCUCCACUCUUACUCAAGUUUCUUAACAGGCUGUUAGAGAGAAACUAAAGCGUUCAGAUAGAAAUACAGACUCGGUUUUCAGUGAAAUCCACACGAUUCCAGGUUUUCCUUCAGUAGCUCUGUGCCUCUGAAGCUCAGGAGAAAUAUAAAAAUAGAAGCCCUAAGCAUAUGUUGUUGUGGAAGUUCUUCUCUCUGACAGCAGCUCCCAGUGAUGCAAAAAGGACAUUCCUGCAGUUAAUUUCCUCAUCCAUGAAAUCCACUGUCGCAGGAAUAUUGAAAUAUGUCCCUACUGCAGCGACUCCAUCCCAAAGUCUGAGAUGAAGAACCACAUUGAGUCUGACCAUGUGCAGGUGACCUGCAAGUGUAGGAUGAAGAUUGAAAACAGUCUCCUUAAGGAUCACGAGGAGUCAGCGUGUCCCCUGCGCCCCGUGUUGUGCCAGUUCUGUGACAUCCCGCUGGCCUUCAACAAGCUUCAGGAGCACGAGAGCUACUGCGGGGCCAGGACCGAGCCCUGCCGGGACUGCGGCCGGAAUGUCCUGCUGAGAGAUCUCAAAGAGCACCCCCGGGUCUGUGGGACAGAGGAGAAACCCCGAGGGAGCGGGACAGCACCAGGAUUUGGGAAUGAGGAGCGAGGUGCGAGAAACCGACUGAGAGCAGAGAAUGAGCUGGAGCAGCUGGAGAGAAGUGAAAUCCCUCAUUCCCCACUUCCAGAGGAGUGGAAUGCUGAGUUAGACUACGUGUUGGCUCUCAGCCUGCAAAAUGAGAAUAAUCCUCACCCUAACACUGCAGCUGGAAUUCCCAGGGACUUCUGGGAAUAUGACUACACCAAAGAGCCCGGGUCAGCUGCCCACCUCAGUGAGAUACAGCAGUCAAACACCUUCUCCUGCGACUCUCCAGGGUCUUUUAGCACCUCAAACCACAGAAAAAACACGGAGACCAUCAUGUUGCCCUGUGAGUUCUGUGAGGAGCUCUGCCCCGCCGAGGAGCUGAUCCUUCACCAGACGGGGUGUAACCCAGCAAGUGCCUUUGCCUCGUUCAGUAAGAGAAGCUCUUCUCCAAAUCCAUGGGACUACGAUGGUCUGUGUGCUGUUGGCUCCAACAGCUGGAGGACUCUCCCUUCAUCCCAGCCCCAGGCUGUCCAGGCAGAAGAAAACAUCAUGAUUCCAUGUGAAUUUUGUGGCAUCCAACUGGAAGAGGAGAUUCUCUUCCAUCAUCAGCACCAGUGUGACCUGCGCCCGGCCAGCCCUGCGGCCGCUGCUCCAGCCCCGGAGAGACGGGAAUCGCCGGAGCCAGUGCGGCGACGGAGCAGGCGCCAAGGAGAUGUUUCUCCUCGGCACGCAGAAGGCUUUGGGCAGUCAGGGCUGGGCUGCCCUGCCCGAGGGACCAAGCUGAGAAGUGACAUGGCCAACACCAGGAACACACCAUUGUCCUGUUCCCCGGGAGCUGCUGAUGCUUCCAACAUGCAGGGCAAGCCCAGGAAGGGGAAUGGCAGCCAGGGGAGACCAAAGGACAGAGGGACAGGUGAAGCUGCAGGGGGGACAACGCCACGAGCCAGACCUGCUCAGCACUUCCAUGGAGAAACCUUCACCUCCAGCUUCUCCAGAGCUGCUCCAGCCCAGCCAAGCCCCAGCACUGGAGGAAGGAGCCUCAGGCUGCAGGACGGGCGUGUCGGCCUCAGGCGCAGGAGCUCCAAGGCCAAAGCCCAGAGCCCAGGGGCCGGAUCUCCUGAGGAAUGAGCCACCAGUGCUGGAAGACACAGAGCUCUUGGCCCUGUUCCUGUGCUCUGCCCCACUCUGGUCAGAGCACAAGUAAAUUCCCACCUUGGAUUUAAAUUUUUAGGCAGUGACCAUUUUCUAAGUAUCUAUUUUUAAUCUGUGAGAGCAAACUUCAGGUUUUUACGUCUCCGAUUGCCCCCAGAAACCCCAAGGCAGCAAAACCUUGGCCCCACCUGGGUUCUGUGUCCGUGUGGGCUCCUUGUGCAAUCCCAGGACAGGAUUUAUGCCAGGCUGAGCUCCCAGGGUGUGUCCUGCCUUGUCCUGCUCAGGCACAGCAGGUGUCACCCAACAGGGAGCAGCUGGAUGGACCUGCCCCACACGGAGCAGGACCGAAGGUCAGAGGUCAAAAGCUUCUCGCAUUAUCCCUGUUUUGUAAAUUCCUUGGAAUAAAGUUUAUCUAAUGCUGUC